GCUGAACUCCAGGGACCUGGGGGAAUCCAGAGCAGGGGUUACUUCCUCUAUCGGCCACGAAAUGGAAGACGAUCCUUAGAAUAUGAGUAAAUUAAAGAGUCUCCACCACUGAAGCUUAGUGUACAGAGACAACAAAGACCCCGAGACCCGAUCUGCUACACCACACCUGAGUGAUCCAGACUUCAACCACAGCCCACCUCCACUGCUGUAUAGUGAUGUCUGAAUGUACACAAAGAAUAUGAUUAAAGUACUAUUAAUUUGUCCAGAUUUUAUUUUGUGUUAUAUGUUUGUCAUUUGCAUUUCAACUGCUAUAAUGUGGUGUGGUGUAGUUGUGUAAGUUUGACUUGCUAUGUAUUAUAAUUAAGACUCUUUCACAGCAUUUGAAAAAAAAGUGUAAAAUAUGUAAUGUAUGCAUGAAUGAAUGCAGAUACAUACAACAUCAAAUGUAUUUGAAAGAAAAAAAACUUACACAUAUUGUUUACAGUACAGCUUUAAAUUGUCACAAUUAAGAUAAAAUAAGAACAGCACCUUUUGAA
Messenger RNA from Micropterus salmoides (largemouth bass), 536 nucleotides. RefSeq names its product neuromedin-U-like. Gene Ontology annotation, molecular function: neuromedin U receptor binding. Gene Ontology annotation, biological process: regulation of smooth muscle contraction. Lineage: Eukaryota; Metazoa; Chordata; Actinopteri; Centrarchiformes; Centrarchidae. The record is from RefSeq and is a predicted model, not a curated record.